Messenger RNA from Vollenhovia emeryi, 943 nucleotides. RefSeq lists its product as uncharacterized. The record is from RefSeq and is a predicted model, not a curated record. NCBI's taxonomy places the organism in Eukaryota, Metazoa, Arthropoda, Insecta, Hymenoptera, Formicidae. Bases 1 to 438 code for a protein of 145 amino acids. The transcript has 2 exons.
AUGGCGGCAAUGCGCGCGCCACGCCGCCACACGGCCGCGCCAACUUCAGGCCGCAGGCCUGCUUUUCGAAACGACCGUUGCUCGCGCGCGCGCGCGCGGCGGUGGCGUCGCUUCGCUGCAAGAGAGUCUACGCGGUUUGAACGGCGCGACGCGAUUUCGCGCGGACGAUCGCUCGCGCGAAAUCCUCUCGCGAGCGUCGCAAAGGGAUCGUCGGCCCCGUCGGAGUCGCACGGAGCUGCAGCCGCCGCGCGAGACGGCUAUCGAUCGCCGGCGCGGCCGGUUUGCCGCGGGAUUGCGGAUCCGGAGCGAUCGAAACGUGCCGCUUUCAGGGCAAGAUGGAGUCGGGCCGAUCCGCCGGAUCUACGAGCUCGAGACGACGCGGUAGGCCCCGGAGGGAUUCGAACCCUCGAUCUCCUGUUUACUAGACAGGCGCUUUAACCAACUAAGCCACGGCGCCGUUGCAGAGAGGUAAAGUACCUACUCUUUAUGAAUGUAUCUGGGAAAUCUGGACUUUGCGCUUCGGUUUAAAAAUUGAAUUGUACUGCCUGUGAUACUUUACAUUGCGUCCGUUUUCUUGCGCGCGUUGUACACUUUUCGGCGCGUUAUACGCGUGUCACGGCCUCUGCCUUGGGAAGUUGUCGUUUGUAUCACGUGAAAGAUACAAAAUAUGUAUAAUUGCAAAAGGUAACGCGCGUUCGCAAGUGGUGGUCGAGCUGAGGUUCAAUUAUUUCCUAUUAUCUUUCAUUAAAUAACACUAAUAAAUUAUACGUAAAACAGAUGGUGUGAGAUACGGGGAAUGCAAUUUAAUAAAUAUGACCAAUUUAACUUUUAAAUUUUUUUCAGUGUAAAUUUUGCAUUUUUUAACACGAAUUGUAAGGCGACGCUAAACUUUUUCGAACUUGAGUUAAUUUAUCACGAAUUUCUCUUCUAUAAUUACAAACUU